Lynx canadensis (Canada lynx) is the source of this 1460-nucleotide messenger RNA. It is a transcript of the gene ZDHHC19, whose product is annotated as zinc finger DHHC-type palmitoyltransferase 19. Gene Ontology annotation, cellular component: Golgi apparatus; endoplasmic reticulum. The transcript is spliced from 7 exons. Gene Ontology annotation, molecular function: protein-cysteine S-palmitoyltransferase activity. Gene Ontology annotation, biological process: peptidyl-L-cysteine S-palmitoylation; protein targeting to membrane. The record is from RefSeq and is a predicted model, not a curated record. Bases 1 to 1143 code for a protein of 380 amino acids. Lineage: Eukaryota; Metazoa; Chordata; Mammalia; Carnivora; Felidae.
AUGCCAGUCUUGAAGGACGCCAUGCCCCUCAUGAAGGAGCCCCAUCCCCUGCCUCAGGCCCCGCUUCCCUGGAUCCUCCCAAGCCUGUUUGCUGCCUUCAAUGUGGUGCUGCUGGUAGUUUUCAGUGGCCUUUUCUUUGCAUUCCCUUGCAGGUGGCUGGCCCAGAAUGGGGAGUGGGCUUUUCCUCUUGUCACAGGCCUCCUCUGUGUCCUCACCUUCUUCAGUCUCGUUUCACUCAAUUUCUCAGACCCGGGCAUCUUGCAUCAAGGCUCCAAUGAACAGGGCCCCAUGAUGGUGCAUGUGGUGUGGGUGAACCAGAGGGCCUUCCGUCUGCAAUGGUGCCAAAAGUGCUGCUUCCACCGCCCGCCCCGGACCUACCACUGUCCCUGGUGCAACGUCUGUGUGGAAGACUUUGACCACCACUGCAAAUGGGUUAAUAACUGCAUUGGUCACCGCAACUUCCGCUUCUUCAUGCUGCUGGUCCUGUCCUUGUGCCUCUACUCGGGUGCCCUGCUGGUGACCUGCCUGAUCUUCCUGGUGCGCACAACCCACCUGCCCUUCUCCAUGGACAAAGCCAUGGCCAUCCUGGUGACCGUACCCGCCACCGGCUUCCUGGUGCCACUCUUCCUGCUGCUGCUGAUCCAGGCCAUGUCGGUGAGCGCGGCCCAGCGCUCCUGCGAGGGUAAGUGCCGAUACCUGCAGGGAUACAACCCCUUCGACCACGGCUGUGCCAGCAACUGGUAUUUAACAAUUUGUGCACCGCUGGGACCCAAGUACAUGACUGAAGCUGUCUGGCUGCAGAGAGUGGCGGGGUCUGACUGGGUGCCCAUGCAGAACCUGCACUUCCCAGUGUGCCCCUCGGUGCUCAGUCCCCCAGCCCUCCCAGAGCCUGGUUCUGGCCCCCAGCCCCAACCUCUGAGUCUCCACAAACCAGGGAAGGUUCCCUCAGGGAGAGGCUCUAGCCCUCCAGGAGGUAAGAAGAGAGAGAGAGAGAGAGAGAGAGAGAGAGAGAGAGAGAGAGAACUUGUGUGUGUUGGGAGAGGGAUUCUGUGGAUAUUACAAGUGUCGGGGGGAACCCCCUCACCCCAUGUUUAUCUGGCCCUGAGACUGGAGCACUCAGAGCUUGAGGGAGGGGGAUCAUAGACCUGAGGAGUGCUGGAAGUAAAGUCACAGUCCUCAGAAUACACCAGGGGUCCCUGGAGACAUAAAGAGAAAAGACCACUUGCUGGUUGGCCUGAGGCCACUUACCCUUUCUGGGUGUCUGUUUCCUCAGCUAUUAGUGACUGAGACUAGGCCAGUGGUUCAUAAUUCUGAGAUUGGAGCCCUUUAUUUAAAGGCAACUUUUACUCUGAAGCCCAACAUAUGAAAUGCCUGGAAGUGGACCAUUAGGAAUGAAGUGGGGGUGUGUAAUCCACAGCCUCCUCCUCCCCCAGGGCCCCUGCAGUGACAUUCUGUGGGAC